AUGGCUGCGUCCCCGGCGGGGUCGGUGGUGAGCGCCGGGCUGGAUGAGAGCCCCUCGGGGCUGAGCCCAGCCCCUGGGAAGGAGCUGAGCCCGGUGCUGCUGUGCAAGGUGUGUGGGGACACCAGCAGUGGGAAGCACUACGGCAUCUACGCCUGCAAUGGCUGCAGCGGCUUCUUCAAGCGCAGCGUCCGCAGGAAGCUCAUCUACAGGUGCCAGGCAGGGACAGGGCUGUGCCCAGUGGACAAGGCUCACCGCAACCAGUGCCAGGCCUGCCGGCUCAAGAAGUGCCUGCAGGCUGGCAUGAACAAGGACGCUGUGCAGAACGAGCGCCAGCCCCGCAGCACAGCCCAGGUCCAGCUGGACAGCAUCCAGCUGGAUGCUGAGCUGCCCCCUGAGCACGUGGCCACCACAUGUGAGGUUCCCCCAUCAACCUGUCCGGCUCCUCGUGGUCCUGGCGCCACUGUCACCCCGGGCCCCCGAGCGCCCACACCGCCCACCAACCAUCGCUUCAUGGCCAGCCUGAUGACGGCCGAGACCUGCGCCAAGCUGGAGCCCGAGGACGCUGAUGAGACGGUGGAUGUGACGGGCAGCGAGCCGGAGCGGGCGGCCGGCGAGUACCAGGUGGCGCCGUACCCGGCAGCCAGCCCCGAAAACAUCUACGAGACCUCAGCACGGCUCCUCUUCAUGGCCGUGAAAUGGGCCAAGAACCUGCCCGUCUUCUCCAACCUGCCCUUCCGUGACCAGGUGAUCCUGCUGGAGGAAGCAUGGAGUGAGCUGUUCCUGCUCUGUGCCAUCCAGUGGUCCAUGCCCCUGGAGAGCUGCCCGCUCCUGGCUGUCCCCGAGCCGGGCCCUGGGAAGCUGCUGCCGGCCACCCUGGACGUGCGGGCGCUGCAGGAGACCCUCGGCCGCUUCAAGGCCUUGGCUGUUGACCCCACGGAAUUUGCCUGCAUGAAGGCCGUGGUGCUCUUCAAACCAGAGACCCGUGGCCUGAAGGACCCUGAGCAGGUGGAGAACCUGCAGGACCAGUCACAGGUGAUGCUGGGCCAGCACAACCGUUCCCACUACCCCGGGCAACCCGUCAGGUUUGGGAAGCUGCUGCUGCUCCUGCCAGCGCUGCGCUUCAUCUCCUCGGAGCGCGUGGAGCUGCUCUUCUUCCGCCGCACCAUCGGCAACACCCCCAUGGAGAAGCUGCUGUGUGACAUGUUCAAGAACUGA
Molecule: messenger RNA, 1215 nt
Organism: Melospiza melodia melodia
Lineage: Eukaryota; Metazoa; Chordata; Aves; Passeriformes; Passerellidae
Gene: NR2E3
Product: nuclear receptor subfamily 2 group E member 3
Exons: 8
Coding region: 1-1215 (404 amino acids)
Biological process (GO): negative regulation of transcription by RNA polymerase II; positive regulation of transcription by RNA polymerase II; anatomical structure development
Molecular function (GO): zinc ion binding; nuclear receptor activity; RNA polymerase II cis-regulatory region sequence-specific DNA binding
Source: RefSeq, a predicted model, not a curated record